Molecule: messenger RNA, 1908 nt
Organism: Linum trigynum
Lineage: Eukaryota; Viridiplantae; Streptophyta; Magnoliopsida; Malpighiales; Linaceae
Source: the annotation of a GenBank genome assembly
ACCCCUGUACUAUUGCAAAUUAACAAACGUACCCCUGUACUAUUUUUUUGUUCAAACAUACCCUUCUAUUAUGAACACAUAAUAGACGUCCCUACUGUUAAAUUUUCUGUUAUUUAACCGUUAAAUAAGAUGAAAAAGUACUAUUUUGACCCUCAUCUUCUAACUUAAUAGCUAUUUUUUUGUUCAAACAUACCUAGGUGAGUGAAAGAGUUUAAUCUAUAAUGAGAGAAUAGAAAUCUGCUUCAGACGCGGAAAUCAUUAUGUAAAGGAUGAAAAUCUGCUUCUGGUAAUCAAUCAGCACUUCUCCAAGCUUCCCCCGAGCUCCAAUAGUGUUGGAGAUCGAUUUAAGGCACUUGGAAGUUCUGUUCGUCACUCUCUCUCUCUCUCAGUUUUCUGCUUUCUAUCUCUAAAAAUCAGAUCCCCUCUCAAAAGAGGCUUUCUUCCCUUCAAAAGGGGAAGAUCGCGAUACCCAGCCUUAAUACCCGGUCGGGUAUUACUGGGGACCAUCCGGGUAUUAUCAAAACGCAGCGCUCUGACAGGGGGAAAUACCCGAUCGGGUAUUUAAGCUUCGCGGCCGGGGACCCCUUCUGCUUCUUUGGCCUUCAAAAUAGUUUUACCCGGUCCUUCCUUCUCGUUUACCCGGUCAGUUAUUUUAGUGCCUGACCGAGUAUUUUUGCUUGACAGCUCCUCUAACUCCAACUUUCCACUUUUCGACCCGAAACUCGUUUCCACGCCUCUAUAUCCACGCCAAGUCCUGAAAUAUGACAUAAACAAACAACCUAGCAUGAAAUCGGCCUAAAACACGAGAAUCAACUCUCAAACGGUUCAAGAAUGAUGGUCAACAUGGCUGCUACUCAGUUUGGGCAGCCGACUACUCGUAUUCAGGUCGAUAACGGGAUGGAAUUUCAAACAAGUUUGCAGUCUUUCUAUGAGGCUCGGGGUAUCCUUCUUCAAACCUCAUGCACUGACACCCCGCAGCAGAACGGGGGGUCGUGGAAAGAAAGCAUCGACAUCGUUUAGAAACCUCACGUGCCCUCAUGUUUCGCGCCAAUCUACCUUUGGCAUUCUGGGGUGAGUCAGUUCUUACGGCAACAUACUUGAUUAAUCGACUGCCCUCCACAGUUCUUGACAACCGAACGCCCUAUGAAUUACUCCUUGGUCGCCCACCUACUUAUGGUCAUCUCCGCGUUUUCAGCUGUCUAGCCUAUGGUAAGGAUACCCAUAAGAGUCUCUCGAAGUUUAGUGAACGAGGACACCCCUCCAUCUUCGUUGGGUACCCGUCUCAACACAAGGGGUAUCGUCUCUGGGAUCUUGCGGCACGGAAGUUCUACGUGAGCCGCGAUGUGGUCUUCAUCAAGCAUGUCUUUCCCUUCCAUGCUGGGGAGACUACUGCUCCUUCUUCUAUUCUUGUUUUUCCUCGGCUAGUUCCUCCGCCUCCCUUUGACAAUCCCGAUCUUACCGCUACGGCCGAGCGGCAUGAGUUUGACUCCGAUGACGAGGGUGCUUCUGAUUCCUCCGAGAUGCCUGACGACCCUCCACUUCGGGUGCAACUUCCUCAGAAGCCUCUCCUCCCUAGCCCGAGGUUCGACGCAGUGACCAGAUGCAGUUUGUGCCUCGUCAUCUUGUUGUGUAUGACACGAACCUGCCUCCUUCCAACAUACCUCAUCCCCUAGCUCAACAUGUAAGUUAUCAUGCAUUUUCUACUAGUCAUCGAGCUUUCUUGGCCUCGGUGUCCGCCGUUCCUGAGCCAAAUCAUUUCCAUCAAGCCAUUCAGUAUAUUGAAUGGCGUGUUGCCAUGCAAUUUGAAAUAGGUGCAUUGGAGGCCAACCAUACUUAGUCUUUGGUUCCUUUGCCGCUAGGAAAGAAGGCCAUAACGCCCAAGUGGGUAUAUAAAAUUAAGUAUCAUCC